GAGAGAACGUCGCUUCCGUACAUCAAUGGCGUCUCUCCAACUCUGCCACUGCUCCUCCACUGGCCCUUCUCUCUCCCCUCGCUUCAUACCCCGACGCCUCACCGUUAAAGCCUCUGCUUCUUCUUCUUCACCUCCUCCUCCUUCUCCUCCUUCGUCUUCGUCGUUGUCGUUCUAUCGGAGGCAACUUCUGUGCCAAUCUGCGGCGAUAUCUCUGUCCCUGUAUCCCCUAAUCGGACCGGUGAAUGAAGCUAAGUCGGUGGAACAGCUCUCCGAAUGGGAAAGAGGGUACCUCCCCAUCGAUCCCGGCGUUGUUCUUCUCGACAUUGCUUUCGUUCCUGAUGAUCCCAACCACGGAUUUUUGCUGGGGACGAGGCAGACUCUGUUAGAGACGAAAGAUGGUGGAAACACUUGGGCUCCGCGCUCAAUUCCUUCUGCUGAAGAAGAGGAUUUCAACUACAGAUUCAAUUCAAUCAGCUUCAAAGGAAAAGAAGGAUGGAUCAUCGGCAAACCCGCCAUUUUGUUGUACACUUCCGACGCCGGAGAGAAUUGGGACAGAAUACCCUUGAGUGCUCAACUUCCCGGAGAUAUGGUGUAUAUAAAGGCUACGGGUGAAAAGAGUGCAGAGAUGGUGACAGAUGAAGGAGCUAUAUAUCUUACUUCAAACAAGGGCUACAACUGGAGAGCCGCUGUUCAGGAAACUGUAUCAGCUACCUUAAACAGAACAGUGUCCAGUGGCAUUAGUGGUGCGAGUUACUACACAGGCACCUUUAGUACGGUGAAUCGUUCUCCAGAUGGAAGAUAUGUCGCGGUUUCAAGCCGUGGUAACUUCUACCUGACAUGGGAGCCUGGGCAGCCUUUCUGGCAGCCGCAUAACCGGGCAGUAGCGAGAAGAAUACAGAGCAUGGGAUGGAGAGCUGAUGGCGGGCUUUGGCUGCUUGUUCGAGGAGGUGGUCUUUAUCUUAGCAAAGGAACUGGGAUCUCAGAAGAAUUUGAAGAAGUUCCUGUACAGAGCCGAGGUUUCGGCAUUCUUGAUGUUGGAUUUCGCUCACAGGAAGAAGCAUGGGCGGCUGGAGGAAGUGGGAUUCUGCUGAGAACAACAAACGGUGGAAAGUCGUGGAGCAGAGACAAGGCUGCUGAUAACAUUGCCGCCAAUCUCUACUCUGUCAAAUUCAUAGAUGAUAAGACAGGGUUUGUGCUCGGAAACGACGGCGUUUUGCUCCGUUAUGUAGGGUGAUAGCCGUUGCCCCCAAAGGUGAACUGAACUUGUCAAUCAACUGAGUUUGUGUAUUUUUAAGUUUCUUGGCUCAAUCUUUCUCGUGAAGCAGGCUGAUGUAAUUAUUACAAAACUAUUAUUUAUUUACAUGGUGCCCAAAAAAAAAUAACUUUUAUUUUA
Molecule: messenger RNA, 1393 nt
Organism: Tarenaya hassleriana
Lineage: Eukaryota; Viridiplantae; Streptophyta; Magnoliopsida; Brassicales; Cleomaceae
Product: photosystem II stability/assembly factor HCF136, chloroplastic
Exons: 8
Coding region: 26-1234 (402 amino acids)
Molecular function (GO): protein binding
Source: RefSeq, a predicted model, not a curated record